AUGCAAUCAACCAACGGUCUUCUUCUCUGCAAAUGUUCUUGUUCUUCUAACCAAUUCGACGCGAAUUACUACAUUUACAAUCCGGCAACAAAACAGAACACUCUUCUUCCUCGGAUCAUCGGUCACGUCGCGGCGCUCUCUUUAGCUUUUGAUCCUUCUAAAUCUCCUCACUAUAAAGUCUUUUGCCUCAAAAGACUAAGCAAUUCCUCUUCUGCCUCUGACUCUUACUCUGAUCUUUACCACAUUGAGGUUUAUUCCUCCAAUGAAGGACCUUGGAGAAGAGUUGAUUCGGUUCCUUCUUUCCCUCUUCCUCCAACCGUCGAGCUCGGUAAUACCGUCUUCUGGAAUGGCGCGGUUCACUGGUUCGGUCACAGAUCAAUAGAUUGCCUUUCUUUUGAUAUCGAUCAAGAGAAGAUCAAGAUUCUUCCACUCCCUUAUCUUCACUACCAAGAAGAAGAAACUCCUCCCGAUAUCUGGAAAUUGAGGUUUUUGGAAGAAUCCCGGGGUAAUCUAUACUAUAUCGAGGUGAAUGAUAUGAGUUCUUCGGAAUUCUCGGUCUAUGAAAUGGAAAGAGAUGGCUCAAGCUGGUCCUUGAAGCAUAAUGUUGAUCUAGAGCCUCUUGCAGCCGCUUUUCCCGAGAUAAUCAGAACCGAUUAUUACUCCGAUAGGCGUAUUUACGAGUUCUCCGUCAUCGGUAUUGUCAAAGAAGAGACGGAUGCAGAAUCAUACAUCUUGCUUCACAUUCCAAAUAAGCUUGUCAAGUACAACUUCAAGGACAAGACAUUCAAGGCAUUGUUCAAGAUUGAUACUCCUGUAUUUCAUUUUUACGGAUUCCGAAGAUGUUUCCAGUUCAUCGAGUCUCUUGCUAACGUCUAA
This is a messenger RNA of Arabis nemorensis, 876 nucleotides long. Lineage: Eukaryota; Viridiplantae; Streptophyta; Magnoliopsida; Brassicales; Brassicaceae. The record is from the annotation of a GenBank genome assembly.